Thecamonas trahens ATCC 50062 is the source of this 279-nucleotide messenger RNA. RefSeq lists its product as uncharacterized. The record is from RefSeq and is a predicted model, not a curated record. The transcript is spliced from 2 exons. Lineage: Eukaryota; Apusomonadida; Apusomonadidae. The coding region runs from base 1 to 279 and encodes 92 amino acids.
AUGCUCUCCUUCCCGGUCGCCGGGGUCGUCAACGACAAGCUCCGCACCGUCCGCGCCCGCCGAUCCGGAGGAGCGGCGCUGUUCGGCACCUCGCGCGCCUCGCUCAUGAUCCCAGGUGUCUGCCACCGCGACGGCAACUUGAGCAUCCUUCAGGCGGGCGUCUACAUGUCGGGCGCCAUCACGUGCGGGCGCGCCUCCCACCUCAAGCCGCACGCCAAAAAGGCAUCGCGCAGCGUCGGCCACGUGACCUGGAACACGUCCGACCGACCGAACCGUUAA